This is a messenger RNA of Entelurus aequoreus (snake pipefish), 5411 nucleotides long. RefSeq names its product nuclear receptor coactivator 2-like. Gene Ontology annotation, molecular function: protein dimerization activity; nuclear receptor binding. Bases 301 to 4473 code for a protein of 1390 amino acids. Gene Ontology annotation, biological process: cellular response to hormone stimulus; positive regulation of transcription by RNA polymerase II. The transcript is spliced from 21 exons. Lineage: Eukaryota; Metazoa; Chordata; Actinopteri; Syngnathiformes; Syngnathidae. The record is from RefSeq and is a predicted model, not a curated record. Gene Ontology annotation, cellular component: nucleus.
CUCCGGCUGGGAAAAAAAGUGUGGACAUAAAAGAUUAUUUUCCGGUUAAUGUGGUGUGUAAAGUAGUGAUUAGUGAAGUUUACUUCUGAAGGGGUUGUGACAUGAGGGAGAGGAGCAGGAGGUGGAGGAGGAGAGGUGAGUGUGUUGUUAAUCGCUGCUAGGAGAUAAACAAGAGGCUGCCAGCACGGUUGACCUGUCCAACAUGGCGGCUCUGGUCCCCGGCGAGGCGACAGCUCCUCCAUCUCUGUCCUCUUUCCCACCCUCAGCCGCUCAACUCUCAGGUGCUAAUAUCUGCUGAAGAUGAGUAGUGGCGGAGGGCACCCCACCCUGGAGCUCGCCAGAGGGGGGGAGUCCCAGAAGAGAAAAGACUGUCCUUCAGACCAGCUGGAACCCAGCCCCAAGAGGAGCACGGAGAGGAGGAACCGAGAGCAGGAGAACAAGUACAUCGAGGAGCUGGCCGAGCUGAUAUUUGCCAACAUCAACGACAUGGACGACCUGAACGUGAAGCCCGACAAGUGUGCCAUCCUCAAGGAGACGGUGAAGCAGAUCAGGCAGAUCAAAGAGCAAGAAAAAGCUUUAGUGACCGACACAGAGGAGGUGCAAAAGGCAGACAUCUCGUCAACGGGGCACGGCGUCAUUGAUAAAGACACUCUCGGGCCCAUGAUGCUGGAGGCACUAGAUGGCUUCUUCUUUGUGGUCAACAUGGAGGGCAACAUCGUGUUCGUGUCGGAGAACGUCAGCCAGUAUCUGCUCUACCAGCAAGAGGAGCUGAUAAACACCAGCGUGUACAGCGUGCUGCAUGUUGGGGAUCACACGGAGUUCAUCAAGAAUCUGUUGCCCAAAAGCCUUGUCAAUCAACAUAGCGGCGAUUCGUUGCGCAGGAACAGCCACACCUUCACCUGUCGUAUGCUCGUCAACCCGCACAUGGAAGGUGACGGGCGGCAAGUGUCCGAACAGCAGGAAGCGUCCCAGCAGAAGUACGAGACCAUGCAGUGUUUCGCAGUCUCCGAGCCCAAGUCUAUGAGGGAGGAGGGGGAAGAUCUGCAGUCCUGUCUCAUCUGCGUGGCCAGAAGAGUUCCCGUGAAGGAGAGAGCUGCCAUGUCCUCGUACGAGAGCUUCACAACGCGCCAGGAUCUUCAAGGUAAGAUCACAUCUUUGGACACCAGUCUGCUGCGAGCUUCCAUGAAGCUGGGCUGGGAAGACCUGGUGCGCCGCUGCAUCCAGCGGUUCCACCUGCAGAAUGACGGUGACAUAUCCUUUGCUAAGAGACACCAGCAAGAAGUGUUGAGGAACGGCCAGGCGCUCAGCCCCCUGUACCGCUUCUCCCUGUCGGACGGCGCCAUAGUGUCGGCUCACACCAAAAGCAAACUGGUCAGGUCACCGGCCACCACCGAGCCGCAGUUCUACCUGUCUCUGCACAUCCUAAAGAGGGAGAACAUGAGCGCCAUGCCUCUGGAUGUGACGGCCUGCCUGGGCGGGGCCAAGUCAGUCGCUAUGAGCAGCGCCUCCCCAGACGCCACGGUCACCAGCAAUCACUUCACCACGUCUGCGUGCGGCUUUGGCCAAGCCCCCACGCCGCAGGGAAACGGCCACAUGCUCAAGCUGGGCAGCCCCUCAGCCCCGCAGGGAAGCCCCAGUGUCACAUCCGGGGCCCAAGGUGCCAUUUUAUCCCCUCGCCAUCACCACAGCCCCAAUAUGGUGGCUAGCAGCAGCAGCGCUAGCAGCAGCAGCGCUAGCAGCAGCAGCGCUAGCAGCAGCGCUAGCAGCCCCCACCUCUCCCACCGCCCUUCCGGUUCUUUCUCACCUGUUAGUGGACUCCACUCACCAGCAUCUGUCGGCAGCAGCACAUCAAACAACCACAGCUUCAGCAGCAACCCGCUUGGUGCCCUGCAGGCCCUCGGCCAGGCACACAGGUCUUCACAGGGCCAGCAUCCCGACUCCCCUGACACCAAAGCUCUUGCCCUGCUCAGCCCUCUUUCGAGCAGUCAAGAUAAGGACAAUCUCAGUUUAGAAGCAGACUUGCUCGGAACGUUUGGGGAGCAUCAGGACUUGUUGUCGUUUCAAAACAAGGAGGACGAGCUGGGAAAAGAUGAGGACCCCGAUGACUUUGACGACCUGCAUGAACUGGGCGACACCCCAGACCGCCUUCUGAACAACAAAGGUCACACCCAGUUGCUCCAACUCCUCACCACCAAGUUGGAACCCCCGGAUCCCUGCUCGUCUCCCCUGGGGGAGCAGAACUGUAAAGAGCUGGCUGGCUUAGGUGGGGGACCCAACAACCACUCCACCUCCCUCAAGGAAAAACAUAAAAUUCUUCACAGGCUGCUGCAAAACAGCAGCUCACCCGUGGAACUGGCCAAGCUGACGGCCGAGGCCACUGGGAAAGAACCCACCGGCCCUGAGUCCGCCGUAGAUGACAACAUGGCCGUCAUGGGCGAGCUGGGCAUCAAACAGGAUCCGGAGAGCCCUAAAAAGAAGGAUAACGUGUUGCUCCGCUACCUGCUUGAUCGCGACGAUAACGGCAUCCUGGAUAAAGCAAUCAAGAUGGAGACUGCCGAUGGUCCGAAGCUGUCCAACAUCAAGACGGAGAAACUGGACGCAGGCUACAACAUGGCCGACCAGACCAGCGAGCUAGAAGACCUUCUCGAGGGGCUUCAGGGCGGUGGCCAGCAACUGUUCCCCCGGCAGCCCCCUUGCAGAGGCCCGACCGCUGCUUCAGCCACCUCUUCCUCUGUGGCGCCCGGCUUCUCCACGGACAAGCAGAGCAUCAUUGGUGACAUCCUGCAGAUGAUGGACAGCGGCCACGGCAGCCCACCACCCCAGCAUCGCGCCUUCCCUGGCCAACCAGCUCGAGUUUCUUCUGCGAGAAGCACGUCUCUGGAUGGCGCUAUGGGUCUUGGUCCUGCCAGGCCUCUCCCCCCACAGCAAAGGAAUACCAACCCCUAUCCGUUACUACAGCAGCAGCAAGGCAUGAUGGGUAGCUGUGCAGGCACAGCUACCAACCCAAAUGUACGGGGCCCCAUGCAGCAUGACUGGGUUCCCCAGGGGUCCACAGGAGCCACCCCAGCACCAGUCAUGGUCCAAUGUGUCAGACCAGUCCGUAUGGUCCCGAACAUGAACAGUGCUGUGCCAGCUCGAAGCACCGGUGUGCCUGCGUCCAGAUCUGUGGUCAACAUGCAGAUGAUGGGCAGCGAGAUAGAGAUGGAUAACUCGGCCUACCCUCAGCAGCACACACCGUCCAAUCAGACGGCUGCUUGGCCUGACAGGAUGACGAUGAUGGAUCACUAUGGAAACCAAAGCAGGUCGUCAUACAACGUUUUUCAGGAGGACAGGAUGGGCUGCUGCGGGGCGGGGCCCGAGGGUCCAGCGGAUGAAGGAACCCUCCUGAACCAGCUGUGCUCAGUGCUGAAGGACUAUGAGGGACUGGAAGAACUUGACAAGAUGUUGGGGAUCCCCACACUGGCUGGACAGGGUCCUCUGUCGGACCAGGACCAGUUCUUCAGCUCCACCAUAAAGCCUCCCCUGUACAGUCAACACUACGCGGCUCAGUCGGGCUAUGGCGGAAUGUCUCCUGACAGCUCCUACCUCUGCCCUUCUAUGGGCGGCCACAUGGGGCAGCAGAGAGUCGGCGGCUACCCACCAAUGAUGAGGAUGCCUGGGGGUGCCGGGCCCAGAUCAGCCGGCAUGAAACCCGGUGGGCCAAACCCCAUAGUGCCACCGCAGCCCAACAACUUGAGGCUGCAGCUGCAGCACAGACUGCAGGCCCAGCUGAACCGCCAGCCCAUGGGGAACCAGAUGGGUGGCGGGUCCAGCAUGAAUCUACCUCUCAGGUCCAACGUUCCAAACCAGGGAUCGUUCAACGCUCAGAUGUUGGCUCAGCGUCAGCGCGAGUACCUCAGCAACCACCUGCGCCAACGCCAGCAGCAGCAGCAGCAACAACAUGUGCACCAGCAGCGUGCCAUGAUGGCCGUCAACAUGUCCGCCCCCAGUUCACGUGUCUCACAAAGCAACGAGCAACAGUUUUCCUACCCGGCCCCCAGUUACGGCAUGAGUCAGCAACACCAGGAUAUGGCGUCGGGCUUCCUGUGUGCGUCCGGGACCUCUCAAAGUGCCAUGUUGUCCCCCAGGAUGACGCAGGCCCAGAGUGCAAUGCUACAGCAGAACCAGACCCAAAUGCAGGCAGGGCCGCAGGGCUACCCGAGCAGCGGCGGUAACGACCUCAACGGAUGGAUUCAAUCUGCUAACACGAGCAACAGCAUGUACCAACAACAAAGUCAGUACUCCUCACAAACCACUGGAGGCAUGUACAACAUGACCCAUAGAGGAGGCAACAUGAACCACAUGCCAGGUCACAUGACCGCCAUUCCUACCAUGGCGUCUGAGCAGGUGAGCGACAACAGACUGAUCCCGGAUCAGCUGGGAGGAAUGGACGUGCUGACUCAGGAGGCCAACGUCAAUUCUAACUUUUGCUGACUCUGGACACAAAAUGCUGCUUAGUUUGACAUCCAGAAAAGGUGCAAAUGUUGUCUCAACCAAAAUACUUCGUACAAAGCUGAUUCCCUUUAAAUGCACAAAGUGUCCCUAAAGUCUGGACAUAUAAUGUAGAUCAUUUAAGCAAAAAAAUGACCAUUUAGUUCAUUUAAAAUGUAAUUGGUAAUUAUUAAUAAUUACAAAUAAAAUAAAAUGUAAUAAAAUAUACUUAACAAAAAUACAUAGUACGCAUUUAUGUUAUAUUUUUUAUAUCAUAUUUUUUACAUUUCAACAAAUGUUGAAAAACAUUUAUGAUUGCAUAUUAAAUGCUUAAUAAAAUAUAUAUGUUUGUAUAUAUACGUGUAUAUAUAUGUAAAUAUAUGUAUAUAUACACACCCAUUAAAAAGAUGCAGUCAUACUAUAUUAUUUAUUCAGAUUUUAUGAUUUAUAUAGAUUUAUACAACUAAAGUAAAAAUAAUAUAAUUAUAAAUAUUUAUACAAUUAUAUAAUACAUUAAAAAAAUAAAAACUUGUCUAUUUGUUUGUAUUAUAUAUAUUACAUGUUUAUAAUUGCAUAUUACAUGCUUAAAAAUGAUAACAAAUGUAAUAUUUUGUUUACUUAGAUGCAUUAACAAAUAGAUACUUGUAUAUUAAAUGCUUGUAUGUCCAGACUUUAGUAACAAACGCACAACUUUGUCAAGUUCCUUUUCUGAUGGGGUUGAAGAAAUGAAAAACAUCUAAAUAUUGUAUAAUUAUUCAUUCAAAUUAGAUUUUAGCAUGGUUGUUGUUUUGUUUUCAAAUUUUAUUUUUGAGGCUCUCACACGCUCAUGAAUAUCCGACAAAAACUUUGAAGCUAUUUAUAAGAUUUAAGUAGAUGAAAAUGUAUCUUGUAUACUAAUUUUAAAAAUAGAAUAAUAUAUUUCAGGUGCUGUACUUUAUGGC